UCUCCUUUCCUCUCACAAGCUUCCGGUCUCCGGAACGCGAUUGGUGGACUUUGACGUGACGUGAUUUACGCAGGCAAACAUGGCGGCAUUAGAGCAGUGAAUGCUUGUUGCCUUGUGAAAUUUACGAGGUUCAAUAUAAAUGCUGCCAUCAGCAAUGACAUGUUGAGACACUGAACAGUUUGGGGUUCUAGUCUCACGUCAUCAGAAAUGGCAAACGUCCAAACGCCACACGAGAAGGUGGUCAAAUCCCAUGUGGAGCAGAAUCCUCCACAAACCUCCCAGACGUCUAAAAGCAGCUACUGCAUUUUGUGUCGCAGCUGGUAUUUGAGGCAUGAAGCACACGAGCAUAUGCACAGCAUGCUGCAUCACAGAGAGCUGGAGUCAGCGUUGGGCAAAGAUUCCUUUCAUGACUGUCAGGCAUGCAAAGCUUCCUCCAUGGGUUUAAAUGAGUAUGCCCAGCACAUCUCGACCGUUCAGCACAAAGCCAAGUUGAAGAGCUUGAUGUCCAAAAAUGUGAAGCCCCUGUCUCUGUUUAAGACUCUCAGCACAGAGUCUAUAACCCGGAUCAAGGAGAGAAACAAGGCACUGAAAAGAGAGAAGAAGAAAGUAACAAAAAAAGAGAGAAAGAAACUGAAGCAGGUGGCUGGUCAGAGGCGUGCUCGUUUGUCAAAGGGAACCACCAAAACAAAGACUGGUGCAUCCAAAGUGGAAAAGCAUAGACAGUCAAAACAGGUGCAGCUGGAGCAAAGGCAGAAUGAUGAGCACAAAGGCAGGAGCAAUGGUGUCGUCCAGAACAAGGAGAACAAAGUAUUCAGUAAGCAAAGACCUCCUCACAAUGCAGAAUCAAGCCUUCAUUGUCAAAGCAGGAGACUGGCUGCUAUGUCUGGAGAGCCCGAAGGUCGAAGCUGGCAUAACGCGUCUGUCAACAAUCAGCCCUGCCGAGUCAAACUUGUGACCUCCCAAAUGGAAAGAUUCGUCAAGACUCAAGGGGGUGCCACCGACCUCUGGCACCAGAUGGCAGGACCUUCUGUGAGCCAGUACAACUAUCGCAGCAGGAAGUAUAAUGGUGCAACAAACACAGUCUUCACCAGCGACCAGCUCCCUGAUAAUGGAGCCAUCAUCUUUGAUCGGAGCCAAGCUGCGACUACAGGGCAGGAAAGUGUACGCCGCUCAGCUCAACCUGCACCGGCCAACAGCGCAGCUCCUAUACGAGAAGUUGAUGUCACUGCCAUGCUGAAGCAAAUCAGAAGAGCGCUGGGUGUGAGGGAGCCAUGCAGAGCAGACCGAGAAGCCCGGAGACAGAAGAGUGAGGCCGGCGUCCAGGUGGCUGAUCCCGUGACCUCACAACAAAGCAGAACUGAGGCAGAGCAGCCAGCAGGCACCUCCGCUCUGACUGAAAAAGCUCAGGACCGUGAAAAGAGCUCAGGAGGUGCAGACAGACUGCCAAACAACGGGAAUAAUGCAUCUCAGGUGGCCACCAACGGCCUGACUUCACCUAAAAGAUGUACUAAAAAGACCGCUUCAUCUGAGCCCGACUCAAACAAACCUAAGGUUCGAAUUGCUCACAAAGCAGGCCAAGCUCAUGGGGAGAAGGAGGCUGGAUGUAAAUCAACUACAAACACGUUGCUUAGCUUUUCGGGGGCCAGGAGUAAUCAGAACUGGACAGCGGGGCAUGAGGAGGUGAAAAGGAAGGCAAAAGGCACGCAGAGGUUUGGAAUUGAGUUGUCGAAUCGUCCGACUCACCAAGGCAGCUCAGUGCGUCCGCAGGACUUUGACCUGCCGCUGUCCGAAGGCUUCCACUGGGAGUCGUUUCCAGACUCUGUUUCGGUGCCACACUCGACUGCACCCCCUCCAUUCCGAGACACUGCUGAUACUGAGCGUGACACAGGGACACAGUCAGACUCUCAGGUUCAGGAAGCUUCAGGGCAGCCGGCUGCAGCUCAGGAUCCUGGCAGCAGCCAGACAGCUGCACAAAUACAGAUGAAAGUGGAGCCAAACUUUGAGGAUUUUAAUUCAGAUUUAAGGGGCAGCACUAGUGCCAGCAAGAGGAAACACACCACGGUGACGGUUGACGGUCAUUCUGACGAGGAGCCAAGUGGGAAAAAGAAGAAAACAAAGUCAAACAAAGAUCAGGAACAAAUGGACCAGCUGUUGGCGGUGUCACUGCGUGAGGAAGAGUUGAGCCACUCAUUGCAGAAUUUGGACAAGUCUCUGGUCCAGGCCCGUAAUGCCCUGCAAACUGCGUAUGCAGAAGUCCAGAGACUUUUGCUACUGAGACAGCAGUUCACUUCUGAGGUCAACAGCCUAAGAGCCAAGCGCAUUGAGAUCCUGCAGGGAAUGCAAGAAGGGUACUCAGGAACAUCGUCAUCAGCGGGAGCUGCCAGUGUUCGAUCUCCCUCCAUUCCUCCUUCGAGCCUGUUACCUGGCUCCUCAACAACUCAGCAAUCGGCUUCCACAGCUCCAGCAUUAUCUAUCACCCCACCUCUUCCAGCUCCGCUCGUUUUAACAGUGAAGCAAGAAAUGUGCCAUCGGUCCACAGUUGGACAGGCCAGCCACUUGUCCACAACAGUGCCCAGUAAAACCGAUGCUGCUCAGGUCCCUCUGAACCAACCCGUAUCUUUGUUUCCCUCCCUGCUGCUCCCACAAACACACUUAGCAGCUCCCUUAACUGCUGCUGCUGCCAUCUCUGCCAAUCAGUCCAACGCAGAGUGCUCCACAUCUGCAAAUAUACUUCUUUCUCUUGAAUCAUCUGCCAGGCAGCAGCAGCAGCAGCAACAGCAGCAGCAAGAAACAAGAGCGGGAUUACAGGACUGUGCAAUGACAAAGAUGGUGGCCAAAGAACCAGAGCCAGCCGGUGGUAAUCCCGAAAGAGAAAAACGGCAACCUGUGGCAGAUGACAAGGGGAACGAGAGCGACGAUUCUGUUGAAAUGAUCGAUCACUCCAACAUGGAGGUCAUAGCCGUCGAUGAAUCGGACUGUGAGGACUCAUUUGGAAAAGAUUUAAAGGUUCCGGCGCAGCCACAGGAGCCGCCUCACUCUGUGAAUGCUGAGUUCAGCUCUGCAAGCACACAAACGUCUCAACAAAGUCAGGACGACAGUGAAAUUAAGCCGUCAGCUUUGGAAGGGAAAGAUGCCAACACGCCUGCAGCAUCCGUUGAUGAUGAGGAGCCAUCCUUGGGAGAGUUUCUAAAUCACAGCGGCCCCGUGAACAGCCUUCAAGUCCACAAUGGCGUCCUGUACACGUGCUCGGGGGACAACACGGCUCGGGCCUACAGUCUAGUGACCAAGGAGUGCUUAACAAUAUUUGACGGUCACACAAAUAAAAUCAACUGUCUACUGGUGUCAUCCAUCCCAAAUAUGCCGACACGCCUCUACACAGGAUCCAGCGAUCAAACUAUCCGCUGUUACAGCAUAAAGUCUAAGAAGUGUCUGGAGCAGCUUGCCCUUCCUGACAGAGUGCUGUAUUUGCACAUAGCCUGGAAUAUUCUGUAUGCUGGGACUGCCAGCGGAUCAGUUGCUAGCUAUGAUGUAAAGACUCUGAAACAGCUGGAUGUGUUCGAGUGCCACGGCCCACGAGGCGUGAGCUGCCUGGGCACAGCUCAGGAGGGCGCUCGCCGGCUGCUUCUGGUCGGAUCGUAUGACAGCACUAUCAGCGUGCGCGAUGCCAAGAGCGGCCUGCUGCUGCGGUCACUGGAAGGUCACACCAAGACUGUACUUUGUAUGAAGGUAGUGAAUGACCUGGUUUUCAGUGGUUCCAGUGACACAUCUGUACAUGCCCACAACAUCCAUACGGGCGAGUUGGUUCGCAUCUACAAGGGUCACGGUCAUGCUGUCACAUCAAUUGUCAUCUUGGGGAAAGUGAUGGUAACAGCCUGUUUGGAUAAACUGGUUCGAGUUUAUGAGCUACAGUCUCACGACCGGCUGCAGGUAUAUGGCGGUCACAGUGACAUGGUGAUGUGCAUGGCUAUACAUAAAAGUGUGAUCUACACAGGCUGUUACGAUGGCAGCGUUCAAGCUGUAAAGCUCAACUUGAUGAAAAACUACCGCUGCUGGUGGCAGAAUUGCUCUCUGAUCUUUGGCAUGCAGGAUCACUUGCUACAGCACCUUACUAAAGAUCACAGCAACCAAAAUCUGCAGACGGUCAAGUGUCGCUGGAGAGGCUGCGACACUUUUUUUGCCACGCAGCAUUCAGUCAGACAGGAGCUUUCUGAACACAUGCAGACUCACGUGGAGAACGACAGUAACGUGCAGCCCUGAUGGGAAUGGUGGUAAAGUGAUGCAGCAAGCCAGGGUGGAGUCUCACACGCUCUCACGUUUUUGUUUCCAGCUAGUCAUUUUGGUGGUAUUCUGAGAUUUCAAAGUCAUCAAACUGCAAGUAAAAUUCAGAAAUUCUCUGAGAUUAAAGUUAGAAAAUUGAGAGAAAUACACGACACAGAUUGUGUUUCAGUGAGAAUGAGCAGCGGGUGAUAGCUUGAGCUGGAAAACAUGAGCUUCUAAAUCAUCUAAAUCACUCUGUUGCUUUCUCCUGUAAACACACAGUGCUAAAAAUCACUAGUGUGCUACUGAUGGUUAUAAAAUAAAGCAUAAUGCGAUAACUCAUGCAUGAACCUGAUCAGCAUAUCUAUGCAGAGUUAAUCCACUUGCUUUGUUUCUUCCUCUCAUAAAUGUGUCAAUUAAUCUCAGGCGAUUUGUAUUUUCUCACCGCUUUGUGAGUUAAUAAUAAUAUUCGGCUUUUUUCCUCUUAAAAUAUUCUGCAUUUUUCUCCUAUAUUUACCACUUUAAUCCCACAAAAUUGAACUUCUUUUCCUUGGACGUUUAUAACUGGUAUUUUCUUGAAGUGCCACUAAUCCAUUAGAUCAUUUCAUACUUUGUAAUUUGGAUUUAUUUGUUAAUUAAAAUUGUUUCCUGCUUCUUUUUUUUUUUCCUUUUAUUCCUGUGAAGACGUCGAGCUGUCAUGAAUACCAUUCAUUUGUAUGUGAAGCUAAUAAACAUGCAGCAAAUUGAAACGUGUCAGAAUAACUGUGAAGUAGACUGUACGGUGAACUCCACCAGCUGAUGAUGUUAUGGAAGCUCGUGAAAAAAAAAAAGUUUGCUCUCCAUAAAUCAACAUUUCAAGUUGUAUAUCUUGAAAUUUCAACUUACUCAGAAGCACCUUAAAAUUUUGGGGUAUUUAGUAAGCCAAAAUUUUGAGAUGCGCAACUCAAAGUUUCAACUUUGUCUGGCGAUUUUUAAAAACUUAUUUAUUUAUAUUUUUCCAGUGGCAGAAUUGAGAUUCCGUAUGAUACCCAUGAGUUUUCUAGGAGACUCCUCGACUCCCCAGACAGACGGGAGAGAUCAAAGAUGAUGCAGCAGAAGCAGAGAUACUGUAUUUCUUUGACACAUAGCUGAACCGCCAUGAUUUUAUUCAUGUAAAGCCUCAAUUCUCCUGCUUAUUAUUCCUUUAUUUUGUUAGCUGACUUUUGGUCAUUUUCACAUUUCUGACUGUAACUCUUGGAAAUGUUCUGUUUCCCUGAUUAACUUUGUUCUACAUCACAUAUUUGAAACCAGGCUGUCCAAAGACUCUCCAGCAAUCUUGUAUAAUAAAAGUCACGCCUUAAUUUUAGUACAGUAUGUAUUUUAUUUUGUUUAAUACCUACUGUAUGUGUACAUCAAUAAAAUUACAACAAAUAA
Molecule: messenger RNA, 5670 nt
Organism: Haplochromis burtoni (Burton's mouthbrooder)
Lineage: Eukaryota; Metazoa; Chordata; Actinopteri; Cichliformes; Cichlidae
Gene: znf106b
Product: zinc finger protein 106b
Exons: 21
Coding region: 208-4257 (1349 amino acids)
Cellular component (GO): membrane; cytosol
Molecular function (GO): RNA binding; SH3 domain binding
Source: RefSeq, a predicted model, not a curated record